Molecule: messenger RNA, 6087 nt
Organism: Trematomus bernacchii (emerald rockcod)
Lineage: Eukaryota; Metazoa; Chordata; Actinopteri; Perciformes; Nototheniidae
Product: LIM and calponin homology domains-containing protein 1-like
Exons: 27
Coding region: 175-3867 (1230 amino acids)
Biological process (GO): regulation of focal adhesion assembly; positive regulation of stress fiber assembly
Cellular component (GO): stress fiber
Molecular function (GO): myosin II head/neck binding
Source: RefSeq, a predicted model, not a curated record
AGCAGCAACUGGUCCGCUCGCCUCGCCGGUGCUGCUGCUGCUGCAACACCUACAACAGACUGAGGACAACCGGCUGACCAACCCAAAAGUCUGGUGGAAUAACGCUGCAUUGAGCUGCCUUCACACAUUUGUAAAGGCUUUACUGUAUACUUUGAGAGAAGAGCUUCCUCGCCAAUGGCAAGUCCGGUUGCAGACAUAGGACAGUCUCAUCAGCAUCCCCCUGUCAGCGAGGCGGCCGCAGACUCCGCGUUUCAGGAGGCGCAGACAUGGAUAGAGGCUGUGACAGGAAGAUGUUUUGGUGACAAGGACUUCAGAGGCGGUUUGGAGAAUGGGAUACUGCUGUGCGAGUUGCUGAGCUCCAUUAAACCUGGCCUGGUAAAGAAAAUUAACAGACUUCCAACACCCAUAGCUGGCCUGGACAACCUGAGCGGGUUUCUUCGAGGCUGUGAGGAGUUGGGACUAAAAGGCUCCCAGCUGUUUGACCCUGGAGACCUGCAGGACACGUCAACACGCCCCACUGCCAAGGGAAGUGACUGCAGCCGAAAACUCAAGAAUGUUCUGAUCACCAUCUACUGGUUGGGUCGUGCUGCCAACGGCUGUACCUCCUACAACGGUCCCACGCUGGACCUGAAAGAGUUUGACGGCCUGCUGUCACAGAUGCGAAAGGAGGCGGAGGAGGCAGAGAGCCCGAUACGCAGCAUCCGGGACAGCGGCUACAUCGACUGCUGGGACUCUGAGCGCAGCGACUCCCUCUCCCCGCCCCGCCACGGCCGCGAGGACUCCUUCGACAGUCUGGACUCCUUCGGCUCACGCUCACGACAGACCCCGUCGCCGGAUGUCCUGGUCCCCCGCGGCAGCAGCGAUGGCCGCGGCAGCGACUCAGAGUCCGACGGCCCCCCCCACAGGAAGAUGCCAGACGUGCGUAAGGACGACAUGUCGACACGGCGGACGUCCAUCAGCGAGCCGCGCACCGCCAUGCCCUUCAACCAGUACCUGCCCAACAAGAGCAACCAGAGCGGAUACGUGCCAACGCCCCUCCGCAAGAAAAAGAGCGACAAAGAGGACGGGGCGCGCAAGAGCUGGAGUACUGCGACCUCACCUGUAGGGGGAGACAGACCGUUCAGUACUCCAGCUCGCUCGUGCUCUGAGGAAUUCUUCCAACAUUCGACGACUCCGGCGGCUAAAUCUGCCGCAGUGAGCCCCGUCGCCUCGGGGAAACAUCCACCUGUGAGCGAGCCGGAGGAAGCGGCUGUGAGGAAGGGAGCUGCUGGUGUCCCGUUGGCCGCAGAUGCAGAGAAACAGGUCGGCCAAACGCUGACCUCUCCCAACACCACGAAUCCCCCGCACUUCCUUCCUGUGCCCGCUGCCGUGGCAACAACCGAUACAGGCCGGCGGAAGGGACGGGCGCUGAGCGAAAGUGGCGACCCAAAAGAAGGAAGCGCUUUGUCGGAGAGCGGUCUUCCUGCAACAUUCAGCCGCACACACAGUGUGUCAGAUGACCCACAGAGUGUGAGUAUGAUCGACAUGCGAGAUGAGGAGGAGGCCAUGUUGCAGCCCCACAGUCAGGUGCGUCAUGAACUGAUGCUUAACCAGUACAACGAGAUGAAGGAAGAAGACGACCACUGGCAGGAUGACCUGGCCCGAUGGAAAAAUCGGAGGAGGAGUAUCUCCCAGGACCUGAUCAAGAAGGAGGAGGAACGGAAGAUGAUGGAGCAGUUGAUGUCAGGAGAAAUCUGUACCUCCCAUAGGAGGAAAAGCAUCAAGACAUACAGAGAGAUAGUGCAGGACAAGGAGCGUCGUGAGCUUGAGCUGCGGGAAGCGUACAGGAGAGCCAGAACUCCAGAGGAGGCGUCGGCCAUCCUCCAACAUUACGCCCAGCGCUUCUCCAUCAGUGAAUCCGUCAUGGAGCGCCUACAGUUGCCAAAUAUCCUGGACCGCAGUAUAUCUGCUGAUCCCUCUUUACCCAUCUCAUCCUUCCCUAUCUCCCUCUCCCCGAUGACCCCUGACCCCUUUGACGUUGACCCCCACGGGCCCCUGAGGUAUCUUCGACAGCAGUCGGCCCCGGCUCCUAAGUUCACGUCUACACUGGAGGCGCGGGUGGAGGAGUUUCCCAAGGAGCCCUCUCACCAGCGGCCUCAGAUCCGCUCCCGCUCGUCUGAGCCGCCGUCCAACAGAACCCUGUCGCCCAAACCGGUGCCUUUGCUGAUGCCCAAGCCUUACUUCCAGCCCCGACCCUCAGCGGGGGAACCAUGGCCCAGCAAGGCUAAUGCUUUGCUCCGGGUUAACGGCGACGUAGGAAGUGAUGACGUUUUCACCACUCCUGAGAGGCAAGGAAGGGAAUCUCCUCCUCAGUUCCAGGCGUCUCCCUCCAUAACGAGCAGCAGCACUGUAGAUGUUCCCUCGUCAGCAGCCGCACAAACACACACCUCAACCAGAGGAGGAAGCCCAGUGGCGACGAAAGCCAGGGAGGAACAAAGUGGCACAGAACCGGCUUCUAAGGAUGCACAAGAACAGAAAGUCAUUGAGAAUUUGACACAGCCAAGCCGGCCCACAUCACUCCCAUCGGAGCUGCAGAAGCCAGAAGAAAGCUUUGAGAAGACAGGAAGUCAGGCUGCUGCAGAGGAGGAGAAGUCAAAUGCUGCAGCUCAACAAGCGCCUCCUACAGAAGCCAAACAAGAACAACACACUGAACCAUCUGGCCAAAACGUCUCCAACCUCGUCCCGUCAGGAGUCGGCACAAAGCAUAGUCAGCCAAUUAUUUUACAGACAAUUGUGCCAAGUUCCCUGGAGGCGUCACAGAGAAGGGGAAACGUACCGAGCCUAGCUGCACCCGAGUCAUUUGAAUAUCACCCGCCGAGGGAAACUGCAGCAGAAGACAUGGAGAAGGAACUGCGUGGAAAUGUGUCAGUCCCGGGGUUGCCCCAGGCCAGGCGGGGGGACCGCUUGUCUUGGGACCCGGAUGAGGAGCGAAAGCGUCAGGAAAGGUGGCAGCAAGAGCAGGAGCGCAUGCUGCAGGAAAAGUACCGGCGUGAGCAGGAGAAGCUGAAGGAGGAGUGGGAGAAAGCCCAGAGGGAGGUGGCAGAGGAGGGGAGGAAGUACCACGAGGAGGAGCGUAGGAUACUGGAGGAGACGGUGGCGCCUCUGACUCCCCGCUCCUCCACCCUGACCUCCCCGACCCGAGGGGAGAUCUCCUCCAGCUCCGAGCCUCAGGACACCAUCGUGCGCUCGCUGGCCGACUGGGAGCGCAAACAGGAACUGCUGGAGAGCCAGUUGAAGGGGAGCACAGAAAGUGUUGAAUGGAAACGGAGGGAAAACGACAGAACCAGUGACAUCAGCACUGCUGACGACAGCAUGAAAACAGCCAGGAGCUUGUUGAGUCAGAGCAGCAGUCAGGCAGACGCCCUCGGUCACAGUCUGCAGAACGGCCAAAAACUUCCUGCGAUGACGAACAAAACCUCGACUCCAGUGAACAAACCAGAAGAGACUCCAGCGGACAGCAACAAGCUCAGCAAGGCUGCAGGAGACAGGAGGAGUGCUCCCAUUGAAAAUAACAUGUGCCGCAGCUCAUCAAAACCCCCCGCAGCAUGCUCCCCACCUCCAGACACUCUGCCUCCAGCGCCCAACAGCAGGUCUAUCAGUGGAAAGAAGCUGUGCUCCAGCUGUGGGCAGGCGUUAGGGAAGGGGGCGGCCAUGAUCAUAGAGACCCUCAGUCUGUACUUCCACAUCCAAUGCUUUAAGUGCGGGGUGUGUAAGGGAAUGUUAGGAGACACGACCACGGGGACGGACGUCCGGAUCAGAAACGGCCUCCUCAACUGCCACCAGUGCUACACCCGCUCCCGCUCGGCCGGACAGCCAACCACGUUGUGACGCUCAACAGAAAAACACACUCGGUUCACGGAAGAAACCCCAUCUCUGUUUCAAAACCAAUUCUCUGCAAAGUCAUGUCCUUCACAGCGUGUCGGGAUUCUCUGCAGCUCCAUUACCAAUGAACACUCAUCGUGGGGGCGGGAGGGGGCAAACGGGGGACAGUCUUAACGUCUGAAAAAUAUAUAUAUAUCUUCUUCGUGUUUAUGUCAUCUGAUAUGCGAGAGGAUUUGAUUGGUCCACGCACCACCACCUGUUUCAUCAUGCAGCGAGAGAGACUGCUCUGGGGCGGCGGCCAUGUUGGAAAGCAAACACAAUAAGAUGCUUCGAACACAGCUAGAUUAUAAAGUGAACGUCUACGCUGUCAGUGAACACGCAAUAAGAAAAAUAUGGUGUUCAAGUCUUUUACUACCAAUCAUAAUCAUUUUUCCGAGUUGGAAAACACAUUCAAUUCCAUAUGAUGGAAAUGCAGUAUAUCGCAUAUUACUCAUUAUUAUUUAGGAAUUCAUAAUUUGGAUAAAGACUCCCUUAAUUGAUAAGAAAACUGAAUAUGUGAUCAGGCAGCUUAGGAUGGAUUUAUUUCUUUAUAACCAGACUGGAUCUGAAAAAUAUCACACAUUUUGUGCCCUUUUUAUUUUUUUUCCUUUCGCAACUAAACAAGACAUAACGGGGGGGGGGGGGGGGAUACACAAGACAUUACACAGGAGAUGUCAUAUUGACAGGGUCAGAUAGGAGUGCUGCGGACAGUGAACCGUAAUCCUCCUGUCUCGCCUCAAAACCCCCCAGCAGAGAAGAUGCACGCUCCAUAUGCAGCAGGUCCAGCCAAUUUAGCAGGACGAGUCUUUCUGUGGCUAAACAGCCCAAUGUCCAGAGCCGAUCGGCAGUCCUUACAACAUUGCCAUCUGGCUUGAGACCCAGUAGACAUGCAAUGGGACAUUUAGGGAAAUUAACAUUUAAAGAUUCAGACAUUAAGGAUAUUACUUCUGACCAAAGUUUGUGCCCUUUUUCAAACGAGUACUUGAUUCAAAUAGAAGUCACAUACAGAAACAUGUAGACAGUGCAGUAACGGUCACUCUAAACACAUGUAUAUUGUCAGUAAGUCACCGUGUUUUGACCCUCACAUUGUCUCUGUUCUGUUCCCCUGAAUACAAUUAGCUUCUGAUAUAUAAACGCAUAUUAUGGACGUAUAGUUGCAUCUUUAGGGCAACAACUGACUCGCUGUGCUUUUGGGUCAUAGCAGGUUGCUCCUCUGAAAGUCAGGACUUUAAUGUGCCUUAGGAAAGCAAGGUGAUGCAGGAGGGAAACACCAGCUGUAUGGUGUUUCAUUUCUCCUUAUUUUUUAUUUCUUUUGGGGUGUAGGGAGGGGUUAUGGCCAAAUGUGAACCCUUAGACUGCAGCCCUCCCUCACAUCUGCUUUACUUCAGUUCAAGUACUGCUUAUUUUACAUUAAAAACAACCGUAAUUUCAUAUUCCCCCCCCCCCCCUCUGUGAUUCCUCAGUGAUCUGCAGUGCAAAGGAAUACAUGUGUUGUCUAUUUGGAAAUAUAUAUACUGCAGGAGAGACCUUUGAUUUUGAAUGUUGUUUUAUUCUAGAGAGAUAUAGACUUCUGUAUGAUAUUGAGGUAAUUUUGACAUUUGCUCAGUGGUAGAAUUCAUUUAAUACAAUUGCAGAAACACAAAAAUCAGCAGUACAUGUUGCAUCUUUAGAGGUAAUAUGAACACAAACCAGCACCUGUGCAAUAUUUGGUGAUGAAAACUAAAGAUCUGUGCUGCCGGCUGGACAUUUUAAGUCAAUUGCUUUUUUCUUUUUUGGACUUGUAUGAGAAGAGCUCGGUUAAAUAUUAUGGAUGUAAAAAUAAAUGCACGUUUUAAGCCUAAAACCAAAUGAUUUGCUGUAUGAAAGCAAACUGAAGUGCGUCCUAUAGCCUCGCUUCUCCUCCGGGUUCCUCUCUCUGAUCUGCAGUAUUUUAAGCUUCUGUUCCGGUUUGUAUUUUAUUUUUUAUUCUCAUUUAGUUAAUGGAAACAUCUGAGUCUCUUAUAGCGGGAUCUUUGAGACGGAGCUCAUUCAGACAGGAUAGUCUGGGAACGAAAACCUUCACGUCUGUUCUGUAUUUAUUGUAAUAUUCACCUGAACACUAUCUGAAAUAUAGAUCCAUUUGAUGUUUAAAUGCAAUGGCAUUUAUAGCAUACUGUAUGUUUAUAAAUAAAAUGUUAUAAAUUAAAA